This is a messenger RNA of Zychaea mexicana, 544 nucleotides long. RefSeq lists its product as uncharacterized. The transcript is spliced from 3 exons. NCBI's taxonomy places the organism in Eukaryota, Fungi, Mucoromycota, Mucoromycetes, Mucorales, Lichtheimiaceae. Bases 103 to 375 code for a protein of 90 amino acids. The record is from RefSeq and is a predicted model, not a curated record.
CAAGGCAAGGCGAAAAGGUGAUGGCAUCCAUGGUCUUGAGCACCGUGUUUGGGUAAAGUCCCUUUCAAGGUGCAGCGCUCCAUAAAGAAAAAAUUUUUUUAUAUGAAAGCUUUGCCGCAUCUGACGUUCCUUUUGAACACCACUCGAACUACACUCGUCCUAUCUUCUUCACGCAAGCAACAUUCGUCUUCCAAGAUGGACAAUGGCGGUGCUAUUUUAUAUACAGCAACAUAUAGAGCAGCAAAAAUAACAGUAACAACCACGAAGACGACGACGGUCUCACGAUCCACUGAUUCGAAUUGUACACAACAACCACCAAUCGAACGCGCAUUUUCUUCUGAACACGACGAUUGUUGUUGCAUGUCUCUGCGAUGAUUUUGGAAGGAGUAGGGACAGGAACAGGGAUGGAUAUGCGAUUCUAUUAUAGACCAGGCAACAAAAGAAAUAAAUUAGCACCCGCCAAAAAGAACGACGUUUUUAGCGAUCCUCUACUGUUAUUCUCUGUCUCUUUACUACUAUCGUCAUCCUCGUCAUCAUCAAAUCA